CUUCACUCGGCCACAUCAGUAGAAUAGAAUGCUAGAUGAUGUCUAUCACCAAGUGGCCAUAACUAAAUGGGCCGAAACAUGCGAAUAGAAUAAAAUCAAACCCAACAUCAUUAUAUUUACAAAUUUUGCCGACUACAAAGAAAGUCCUUUUCUUGUAUAUCCAUCCAUUCCCUAAGUUCCGGCAAAAAACAAAAAAUCAGCCCUAAUAGGUAUUUGAAACGAUUCUCCGGAUAUUUUGCUGUCUACAUCACGACGACCCCUAAAUGGAAUCAAAAUCUACCUCCGGUGUUGUCCGUCGCAAGCCACCGUCGUUCAGAUUUUAUCCAUACACUUCAGGGAGCGCCUCUGGAAAGAAGGACAUGAAAGAUGAGGUUAUAAGAUUAGGAGUUGAGUUCUCUGUCUCUGUAGCUGAAUCGAUGUUCCUGUUGUGUGAUGAUAUACGUACUAUGUUGUUCAUCUCCUUGACGUUGUGGAAAUAUGUACUACCAGAAGGGAAUCCUGUGGUAGAAAGGUUGUUUCUCCUUAUUCAUUACAUCUACUCAAAAGAUAUCAAACCGAAAAAUGGAGUAUUAUAUCAGAACGGUGAAGGAAAGUCAGCACAAUGGAAUCUUAUCAAGACAACGUGGAAUGAUUUCGUUUGCGGUAUCAUAGUUUUGAAUCGCCUUGUUUUGGUUCUCAGAGUAAAAGAUUGCUCUUAUGAUGAUAGGCUACUAUUGUCAGCUAUUGCAAAAUACAAGCAAGAGCUGAAGAAUCUAGAGGGUAAAUUGAGGUCUGCUAAAGAUGUUUCAGAGGCCAAUGGGUUUGCCAGGGAGACAAUAAAGUCUAACAUUUUUCCCUUUUGGAAGUCUCUCUUUGAUGAACAAGGUAAAGAAGAAAUACCAAGAGAGAUAAAAAAAUAGGAUGCUUAGGGAAUUGUUUAAGCCUCUUGAUGGUGAGACUAGGGAUAUAGAGAUAAAGUCACUACCUUUACAUUCUCCUUACAUUUUAGGAAGAAAUUUUGCAAAGCAGGAGCUCAAAGACGAGGUUGUGCGACUAGGAGUUGAGCUUUCAUUAUAUAUAGCUCAAGCGAUGUUUUUGUUAUGUGAUGACAUUCGUAGUAUGUUAUGGCUUUGCUAUAAGUUAUGGAGAGAUGCGGGACGAAGGUACAUUUAUCCUAAUAGUCUCGUGCUGGAAAGAGUGCUUCGUGUCAUUCAUUAUGUCUACUUCAAAUAUAUCGAACCGAAGAAUGGAGUAUAUCGUAAUGGUGGCUUGUCGGUCCAAAUCAGACUUGCUAUACCAACAUGGGAGAAUUUUGAUGAUGUGAUCUUAUCUCUGAAUGUCCUUGUACUGGUUCUCAGACAAGAAGGAAGAUGUGCAUCUGGCCGAAACUUUAUGUCUAGUAUGGAAGAACAACUGAAGAAGGUAGAAGAGAAGUUGAGGUGUGGGAAGGUUGUUUCAGAGGCGAAUGGGUUUAGAAGGGAAGUGAUAGAGCCUAGCUUUUUCGGCUUGUGGAAGUCUCUAUUUAAUAAAGAAGCUAAUAAUGAAGCAACGCAGACUCUGAAAGUGAUAAAGAAUAGAAUUCUUAGCGACCUUUUUCUACCUCUACAUAACGAAGUAGCACCACCACCGUAGCUGCUACUAGGUUACUGUUGCCUCUAUCGAACUAGAAUAAAGACGGGAUAGUUGGUUAUCUUUGAUUGGUAAUUGUCUCGAAUUUGGUCUCUUUAGUUUGUUUGAUGAUAUAAUACAAGUGGUGUUGUAAUA
Brassica rapa (field mustard) is the source of this 1743-nucleotide messenger RNA. RefSeq lists its product as uncharacterized. The record is from RefSeq and is a predicted model, not a curated record. Lineage: Eukaryota; Viridiplantae; Streptophyta; Magnoliopsida; Brassicales; Brassicaceae.